This is a messenger RNA of Scomber japonicus (chub mackerel), 2151 nucleotides long. Its product is annotated as cAMP-specific 3',5'-cyclic phosphodiesterase 4B-like. Bases 70 to 2151 code for a protein of 693 amino acids. Gene Ontology annotation, cellular component: perinuclear region of cytoplasm; nucleus; cytosol. The transcript is spliced from 17 exons. Gene Ontology annotation, biological process: signal transduction. The record is from RefSeq and is a predicted model, not a curated record. Gene Ontology annotation, molecular function: 3',5'-cyclic-AMP phosphodiesterase activity. NCBI's taxonomy places the organism in Eukaryota, Metazoa, Chordata, Actinopteri, Scombriformes, Scombridae.
GCUCUCCACCUGCUCUGCUGCCUGGGUUCCGGAACGCUCCGCCCUGGGGCCCAGAACGAGCCAAUCAGGAUGAAGAAGAGCCGCAGCGUGCUGUCGGUGACUGGAGAAGAGGGCAAUGACACAAAUAUAACAGGUGCUGGGGAGAAGGCGGAGUCAUCUCGCUACAGCCGAUCCUAUACGUCCGGAGCCACACUGGGGGCCGAGCUACGCAGAGGAAGGACCAGAAGACUCUCUUCUAGUCUCCAGGUUCCCUGCUGGCUCCGCCCUCGUGACCGCACUCGCUCACCGGAGGUCUUGAGCAACGUGCCGCGUCCCACAACUCUUCCCCUCCGCAUCCCACCGCGCAUCUCCAUCACACAAGCAGACACUGACAGUUACGAAGCAGAAAAUGGCGUGUCUCCGGGUCACACCCCUCUGGGCUCACAGAGUCCAGGCCUCACCCUGCAUACCUUCCCCCAGGGCCAGAGAAGAGAGUCCUUCCUCUACCGCUCUGACUCCGACUACGACAUGUCGCCCAAGACCGUUUCACGUAACUCCUCCCUGGCCAGCGAAGGGCACACAGGAGAGGACUUUAUUGUCACACCUUUUGCUCAAGUACUGGCCAGUCUGCGAUCGGUACGGAGUAACUUCACCGUUCUUGCCAACGUCUCCACGCCGACAGUCAAGCGGUCUCCUCUGGGUGGACUGUGUCCGAGUCCCAGGGCGACACUAUCAGACCAACAGUACCAGCAGCUCGCCCUGGACACACUGGAGGAGCUGGACUGGUGCUUAGACCAGCUGGAGACCAUUCAGACACACCGCUCCGUCAGCGAAAUGGCCUCCAACAAGUUUAAGAGGAUGCUGAACAGGGAGCUGUCCCACCUGUCAGAGAUGAGUCGCUCCGGUAACCAGGUGUCUGAAUACAUCUCCAGCACCUUCAUGGACAAGCAGAACGAAGUGGAAAUCCCGUCUCCUACUCUGAAAGACAAACCGAUGAGUCACAUCAGCGGAGUGAGGAAACUGUCUCACAGCUCCAGCCUCUCCAGCACCUCAAUGCCUCGCUUCGGUGUCAACACAGACCACGAGGAUGAGCUUGCCAAGGAGUUGGAUGAUCUGGACAAGUGGGGUUUUAACAUAUUCAGAUUAGCAGAAUUCUCCAACAACAGACCUCUCAGCUGCAUCAUGUAUGCCAUCUUCCAGGAGCGAGAGCUGCUGAAAACAUUUCGUAUCCCAGUCGACACCUUUGUCACUUAUGUGAUGACCCUGGAGGACCAUUACCAUGGAAACGUAGCGUACCACAACAGCCUACAUGCUGCAGAUGUCACCCAGUCCACGCACGUUCUCCUCUCCACACCUGCCCUUGAUGCCGUCUUCACCGACCUGGAGAUCCUCGCUGCUCUCUUCGCUGCAGCUAUCCACGACGUCGACCAUCCUGGAGUUUCCAAUCAGUUCCUCAUCAACACUAACUCCGAGCUGGCCCUGAUGUAUAACGAUGAGUCGGUCCUGGAGAACCACCACCUCGCCGUUGGCUUCAAGCUCCUUCACCAGGAGAACUGCGACAUUUUUCAGAACCUCACCAAGCGACAGCGCCAGAGCCUUCGCAAGCUCGUCAUCGACAUGGUGUUGGCCACAGACAUGUCCAAACACAUGACGCUGCUGGCCGACCUGAAAACGAUGGUGGAGACCAAGAAGGUGACCAGCUCUGGUGUGCUGCUCCUGGAUCACUAUACAGAACGCAUACAGGUACUAAGGAACAUGGUGCACUGCGCAGACCUCAGCAACCCCACCAAGCAUUUAUCGCUAUACAGACAGUGGACAGAGAGGAUCAUGGAGGAGUUCUUUCGACAGGGUGACAAGGAGCGAGAAAGAGGCAUGGAGAUCAGCGCCAUGUGUGACAAACACACCGCCUCUGUGGAGAAGAGUCAGGUGGGUUUCAUCGACUACAUCGUCCACCCGCUGUGGGAGACGUGGGCCGACCUGGUGCACCCAGACGCCCAAGAGCUGUUGGACACGCUGGAGGAGAACAGGGAGUGGUACCUGAACACGAUGCCUCAGUCUCCCUCGCCUCCACCGGACAGACACCUCCAGCACGACCGCUUCCAGUUCGAACUCACCCUAGAGGAGGCGGCAGCUGAAGAUGAAGAUAAGGAGGAGGAAGGAGAGGAGAGUUAG